Messenger RNA from Erinaceus europaeus (western European hedgehog), 960 nucleotides. Its product is annotated as olfactory receptor 4K2-like. Gene Ontology annotation, cellular component: membrane. Gene Ontology annotation, molecular function: olfactory receptor activity; G protein-coupled receptor activity. NCBI's taxonomy places the organism in Eukaryota, Metazoa, Chordata, Mammalia, Eulipotyphla, Erinaceidae. Bases 1 to 960 code for a protein of 319 amino acids. The record is from RefSeq and is a predicted model, not a curated record. Gene Ontology annotation, biological process: G protein-coupled receptor signaling pathway. The transcript has a single exon.
AUGGAGGAGUUCAAUAAUUCCAGAGCGUCUGAAUUCGUGCUACUCGGACUCACUGAUUCUCCUGAGCUGCAGAUUUUCUUCUUUGUGACGUUUUCCAUUUUCUAUGUGAUGACCAUGUUAGGUAAUUGUCUGAUUUUGCUUACGGUGCUAUUCACCCCACAGCUUCAUUCUCCCAUGUACUUCCUGCUCAGCAACCUGUCUCUCAUUGAUAUGUGCCUGUCCUCCUUUGCCACACCAAAGAUGAUCAUGGAUUUCUUUGCCAAGCGCAAAACCAUCUCCUUUGAAGGCUGUAUUUCUCAGAUCUUCUUUUUGCACCUUUUCACUGGGACAGAGAUUGUGCUGCUGAUUUCCAUGUCUUUUGACAGGUAUAUUGCUAUAUGCAAACCUCUCCAUUAUUCCAUAAUUAUGAGCCAAAGAGUGUGUACUGGCCUCGUGGUAACUUCUUGGACAGUGGGAUUCCUGCAUACAAUGAGUCAGUUAGCUUUUACUCUUUAUUUACCAUUCUGUGGUCCCAAUGUUAUAGACAGUUUCUUUUGUGACCUUCCUUUGGUCAUCCAGCUGGCUUGUAUAGAUAUAUAUGUUCUUGGAAUCUUCAUGAUCUCAACUAGUGGUGUGAUUGCUCUUAUCAGUUUUCUUCUUUUGCUUACCUCUUACAUCAUUGUUCUUGUCACUAUCAAGGGCCACUCCUCCAAAGGCUCCUCCAAGGCUCUUUCUACCUGCACUGCACAUUUCAUAGUUGUGUUAAUGUUUUUUGGGCCCUGCAUCUUCAUCUAUGUGUGGCCUUUCACAAACUUCUUGAUGGACAAAAUCCUUUCUGUUUUCUAUACUAUAUUUACCCCCUUGCUAAAUCCACUUAUCUAUACUUUGAGAAACCAAGAAGUGAAAACAGCCGUGAAAAAGAGACUAAGUAACCGGUAUUUAAGCCUUGGGAAAACUACUCCAAAAUACUCAAUGCAAUGA